AUGGCCUCUACCAAGUUACCUGUCCGGUAUGAGGACCCAGAAUACCAAAAGACACACACAGCACUUUUCAGCAAUUCCACCACGAGGCCGCUGGAACGAACUCUACCACCAGGUGUCACGGAGGCUGAUUUCCAGGCCGCGAUCAAAGAAUUUGUUGCCGCGCUUGGUUCCGAAGGAGUUCUGAUUGGAGAAGCUUUGGUGGAUUACAUUGAUCCUUAUGAGCUCUAUGAGGAUAUCAGUUCUGAGCGGAAAGUUCCGAGUGCUGCUGUCCUGCCUCGAUCUGUCAAUGAGCUCCAGGAAGUGCUCAAGACAGCCAAUAAGUUCGGUAUACCGGUGUGGACAUUUUCGAGGGGGAAGAAUCUUGGGUAUGGAGGGCCAGCGCCUCGUGUCGUGGGAUCCAUUGCACUUGACCUGCACCGUAUGAAUAAGAUCAUAGAGGUCAACGAAGAGUUCUCUUAUGCAGUGGUCGAGCCAGGUGUUACAUUCACGGAUUUAUACGAAUAUUGUGUCAAGAACAAACUCUCGGUCUGGCCAAGCGUGCCAUCAUUGGGAUGGGGAAGCGUGGUCGGAAAUACUCUAGAUAGAGGGACAGGCUUCACGCCGACUGCUACCCAUCACCAAAACAUCUGUGGCUUGGAGGUUGUCCUCGCCGAUGGGGAUAUUAUUCGCACCGGACAGUUUGGCAUAUCUAAUUCAGAAUCCGCACACCUAUCAAAAUUCUCCUUUGGACCCUCUAUUGAAGGUCUCUUCUUACAAAGCAACCUAGGAAUUGUCACAAAGUUGGGCAUCUGGCUGUUUCCACAGCCUCCAGCAUUUGCCUCCUGUACACUUGAUGUGCCAAACAUUGAGGACAUCGAGCAGGUUGUGGAUCUGUUCCAUGAGCUCCGCCAAAGCGGUGUCAUUCCCAACACUAUUUAUGUCUCCAGCAUUGCGGAAUGGUUUUCGAUGAAAGGGCAGCGUGAGGAGUUUUGGACUGAGCCAGGGCCAAUUCCUGCCUGGAGAGUCAAAGAGUUGCAGGAAGAAUUGGGUCUCGGAUACUGGAUCGCUAAAUUCGGUCUUUAUGGGCCAACAAAGAUUGUUGAGGCUCAGCGCGAUGAAAUCCAUCGCCUUAUACAGCAGAGAAUUCCCACGGGUCGUUUCAAUAGUAGUAUUUUUAGCGGAGAACACGGCCGGCCUCUGAAGGCCGAAGACGUGCCACCCGAAGAAGGCGGCUUUUUUGUUGGUAUUCCUUCUCUAUGGAGUCUGCCCAUGGUCAAGUAUAGGCUUCCCCUGAGAGGAGGUGGAAUUGGCGGUCAUAUCGACUACUCCCCCAUUAUACCAAGCUCGGGUAAAGCGGUUCUGGAAUGGAUUAAAAUAUCACAAAAGAUCUGUGAGGACAAUGGCUUUGACUUGUUCUGUGAUUUCUUUAUGCACGAGCGUCAUAUUAUUUUUGUCAACUUCACCACCUUUGACAAGACGAACCUUGAGCACCGCAGCGCAAUUCGAAAGAUCUUUCAAGGGCUCUUCAAGGAGGGCAAGGCGCGUGGUUAUAGUGCGUACAGAACCCACGUGAAUUUCAUGGAUAUCAUUGCCGACUUCUACGACUUUAAUGACCAUGCCUACAGCCGAUUUGUAGAGAAGAUCAAGGAUACGCUUGAUCCACAAGGCAUUCUCUCUCCUGGAAAGCAAGGAAUUUGGGGCAAUCGAUACCGUAACAGCUCCCUCAAAAUCACAUCGGUCCUAUAG
Molecule: messenger RNA, 1725 nt
Organism: Talaromyces marneffei
Lineage: Eukaryota; Fungi; Ascomycota; Eurotiomycetes; Eurotiales; Trichocomaceae
Exons: 6
Coding region: 1-1725 (574 amino acids)
Biological process (GO): lactate catabolic process
Cellular component (GO): mitochondrion
Molecular function (GO): FAD binding; D-lactate dehydrogenase (cytochrome) activity; D-lactate dehydrogenase (NAD+) activity
Source: RefSeq, a predicted model, not a curated record